Messenger RNA from Hipposideros armiger (great roundleaf bat), 7383 nucleotides. It is a transcript of the gene KCNC3, whose product is annotated as potassium voltage-gated channel subfamily C member 3. The transcript has 7 exons. NCBI's taxonomy places the organism in Eukaryota, Metazoa, Chordata, Mammalia, Chiroptera, Hipposideridae. Gene Ontology annotation, molecular function: delayed rectifier potassium channel activity; protein binding. Bases 2047 to 4542 code for a protein of 831 amino acids. Gene Ontology annotation, cellular component: dendrite membrane; neuronal cell body membrane; axon terminus. Gene Ontology annotation, biological process: protein homooligomerization; action potential; potassium ion transmembrane transport. The record is from RefSeq and is a predicted model, not a curated record.
UCCUGGGCUCACACUGGUGAGGGGGGUCUUAUUCCACGAAUCCCAUGAAGGCCCUCGUCUAUAUUUCCUCUCAUCAAAGGCGCCCGUCACCGCGGAGCAUCACGGACUUUGUAGUUCAGGCCGUGUUUACGGCCUGUCGGGGGCAGGCGCUGCCACAACAUGCGUGGGAGGCGACAGGUCGCGACGGCAGCGACAGGUGGCAGCUGGGGGUGGCUGAAAUCGUAAAAGGCUUUCCAUCCUUGUUCUAAGGGGAGGAGAUACCAUUCCCGCAGACUUCAUCUGUUCCUCCUCUCUCCUCUUGGGAUUCCGGGACCCCUGGGUCCGCCAUAAAGGCGGGGCCUGAAGCCCCCGGUUUGGGGGGAGCUGUGCUGUCCCUCCUCCGAUGAUGAUGUCACUCCCCCCUCCGUAGCCUUUUGCUGCCCAGAGCUGCCGGGGCUGGGUCACCCCUCCCCCUAUCGCCAGCCCCGGAUUCCCCCAUCCCCGCCCCGUCUCGACGUGGGGCCCCGCCUCCUCCCGCCGCAGCCGCUGGCCCCGCCUCGGCCCCUGCCACCCUGCGUCUCGGCCAGCCUAGGGGGCGGGCAGGAACUCCCCGGGACACGCCGCCUAGUUCUGGCCCCGCCCCUCCGUUAGCCCUGCCCUACUCUCCAUCUCUCCACUCCCACCAAGACGAGAACAUCUAACCCCGCCCUGUUCCCCAUUGGCCCCGCCUUUUGCCUCAAACCUAUUGGGUUUUUUCCCCUCUGCCUUCCUUAGGGCUCCCUCUUCGCCAGUCCUCAACCCAUCCUUUUGUUCUCCUGUCUGCAGUCCGCCGUUAUCUAGACCUCGUCCCCUUUCCCCCUCUUCAGUCCCCACUGACACUUAGGCUCUGGUCCCCAGGACUCUUCAUUUCAUGUCCCGUCCUCCCCCCAGCCCCGUCCAACCUGGUAGCUUUGUACUCUUUGCAGGUCUCACCUUUCCCUUAGUACUCCAAUCUACCGUUCUUUACCCUCUUUUACCCCUGCCCCGCCCCCGCCUACCCUAGUUGCUUUCAAGUCCCUUAAAGCCCCGUUGCUCCUAGUCUCGCCUUCCCACAGCCCAUUCAAGACUUUUCGUAGACCCCACCCACCUUCCUCAGUCCCGCCCCAUCCAUCCUGACACUCAUUUUCCCGGUCCAGCCCCGUCUGAUCAGCCUGUUUGCAGCCCUGGCCCCGCUCCUUCACUACUUCGCCCCCUCCCGUAAUCCUACCCAGACGCUCUCAGGUUUCCAGGCUUCGCUCCUCUCCGACCCUUCUCACUGGGUCUCAGUCCCUGUAACCGUUGCCUGUCCCCUUUUAGUCCGGCGUAGUGCCAUUUCGCGUGAAAGUACUCUACUCUCAAUUUCCAGUACCCGCCCUCAUUCAGUCCCGCCCCCCAUACUCUCCCAGCCCAAUCAAGGCUGUUUCUAACUACUUUUUUUCGACCCCGCCUCUUCUUAAGAUCUGCCCUGCCCUGUGGGAGCAAUGCUAGGAGCCCAACCCCACCACCUCCAUCUGUCCUUUCGUAGCAGGUUUGGCUUGUCUGCUCUUUAGCUCCGGCCCGCUUAUCCAUCCCUGUCCAAUCAGAACGGUCUACCCCACUGUAGCCCCGCCCAUCGCUCUGCUCCUCUAGGCCUCUCUAAAUAGCUUGGUCUUGUUCCUUUUCUCUGCCUGGCUCCCUCUUUUUUUUCCGUUUAAUCUGACUUCUUUCUUAUUUAGCCCCGCCUCCUCUGUUCUCUUGGUGCUGCCAAGCCAACAGACGUUAGCGGUGCAUCCAGCCUCUUUUAACACCUCCCCCCGUUCCUUCCUUCGGAAAGAGCCAAUCGGUGUGCUUCAUCUGCUGCCCCGCCCCGUCCACCUAGGCAGUGUUAACAGUUUCUGUCCUAAUCUGUGCUUCAGCCCCACCCCAUCUCCCCCAGACCAAUCACUUCGAUUCCUCCCUACUUCGGCCCCGCCUCCUCACUUAUUGUUUCUUCCUACCCAAUCACGUCUGCCUCUUCCCCUGAGGUCCCGCCCUCAAGGCCCCGCCCCCCAUCGCCCCGCCCCCCGGCCAAUGCUGAGCUCAGUCUGCGUCUCGUCCUUCCGCGGGCGCCAGGGGGCCAGCAAGCAGCCGCCGCCGCUGCAGCCGCCCGAGUCCCCUCCGCCGCUGCCACCGCCGNGAUACUAUAAAUGCUUGUGGGGCCAGCCAAGUGGCUCNCAGCCCGGCCCCGCCGCGUCCCCGGCGGGCCCCCCGGCAUCCCGCGGGCCCGGGGACCGGCGCGCCGAGCCAUGCCCCGGGCUGCCAGCGGCGGCCAUGGGGCGGCACGGCGGCGGCGGUGGCGACAGCGGCAAGAUCGUGAUCAACGUGGGCGGUGUGCGCCAUGAGACGUACCGCUCGACGCUGCGCACCCUGCCGGGGACGCGGCUGGCAGGCCUGACGGAGCCCGAGGCAGCAGCGCGCUUCGACUACGACCCGGGCACCGACGAGUUCUUCUUCGACCGACACCCGGGCGUCUUCGCCUACGUGCUCAACUACUACCGCACGGGCAAGCUGCACUGCCCGGCCGACGUGUGCGGGCCCCUUUUCGAGGAGGAGCUCGGCUUCUGGGGCAUCGACGAGACCGACGUGGAGGCCUGCUGCUGGAUGACCUACCGGCAGCACCGUGAUGCUGAGGAGGCGCUCGAUUCCUUCGAGGCGCCCGACUCCGCGGGCGCCGCCAACGCUGCCAACGCCGCGGGCGCCCACGACGCGGGCCUGGACGACGAGGCGGGCGCGGGCGGCGGCGGACUGGACGGCGCGGGAGGAGAGCUCAAGCGUCUCUGCUUCCAGGACGCGGGCGGCGGCGCCGGGGGGCCGCCAGGGGGCGCGGGCGGCGCGGGCGGCACGUGGUGGCGCCGCUGGCAGCCCCGCGUGUGGGCGCUGUUCGAGGACCCCUACUCGUCGCGGGCCGCCAGGUAUGUGGCCUUCGCCUCCCUCUUCUUCAUCCUCAUCUCCAUCACCACCUUCUGCCUGGAGACCCACGAGGGCUUUAUUCACAUCAGCAACAAGACGGUAACGCAAGCCUCCCCGAUUCCCGGGGCCCCGCCUGAGAACAUCACCAACGUGGAGGUGGAGACGGAGCCCUUCCUGACAUAUGUGGAGGGCGUGUGCGUGGUCUGGUUCACCUUCGAGUUCCUCAUGCGCAUCACCUUCUGCCCCGACAAGGUGGAAUUUCUCAAGAGUAGCCUCAAUAUCAUCGACUGUGUGGCCAUCCUGCCCUUCUAUCUUGAGGUGGGCCUCUCGGGCCUCAGCUCCAAGGCCGCGAAGGACGUGCUGGGCUUCCUGCGCGUGGUCCGCUUCGUGCGCAUCCUGCGCAUCUUCAAGCUCACGCGCCACUUCGUGGGGCUGCGCGUCCUGGGGCACACGCUUCGCGCCAGCACCAAUGAGUUCCUGCUGCUUAUUAUCUUCCUGGCCCUGGGGGUGCUCAUCUUCGCCACCAUGAUCUACUAUGCUGAGCGCAUUGGCGCUGACCCUGAUGACAUCCUGGGCUCCAACCACACCUACUUCAAGAACAUCCCCAUCGGCUUCUGGUGGGCUGUGGUCACCAUGACCACUCUGGGUUAUGGAGACAUGUACCCUAAGACAUGGUCGGGGAUGCUGGUCGGGGCACUGUGUGCCCUGGCGGGGGUGCUCACCAUCGCCAUGCCCGUGCCCGUCAUUGUCAACAACUUUGGCAUGUACUAUUCGCUGGCCAUGGCCAAGCAGAAGCUGCCCAAGAAGAAGAACAAACACAUCCCUCGGCCCCCGCAGCCUGGCUCACCUAACUACUGCAAGCCUGACCCACCCCCGCCGCCCCCACCCCACCCUCACCAUGGCAGCGGUGGCAUCAGCCCCCCACCGCCUAUCACCCCACCCUCCAUGGGGGUGACUGUGGCUGGGGCCUACCCGCCGGGGCCCCACACGCACCCCGGGCUGCUCAGGGGUGGAGCGGGUGGGCUGGGGAUCAUGGGGCUGCCUCCUCUGCCGGCCCCUGGGGAGCCUUGCCCAUUGGCUCAGGAGGAAGUGAUUGAGAUCAACCGGGCAGAUCCCCGCCCCAAUGGGGACCCAGCAGCAGCCGCGCUUGCCCAUGAGGACUGCCCAGCCAUCGACCAGCCCGCCAUGUCCCCCGAAGACAAGAGCCCCAUCACCCCUGGGAGCCGGGGCCGCUACAGCCGGGACCGAGCCUGCUUCCUCCUCACGGACUGUCUGGAUGGGCCCCUUGGAAUUGAGGGGCAGAGGGAGCGGGGAGGAUUUGGGAAUUUGCUUUUCCUGGCUCUGUCUCUUUCUCCAUGUCCUAUCCUUUCUGUUUGUUUCUUUCCUGCUUCCCUCCCUCUGUUUGGGGUCUGUCUGUUGGACCUCUCUUUGCACCCCUACUCCAUGCUUCCUCCCCGUGUUUCUGCCCCCCCUCCCCCAGGUUACGAGAAAUCCCGCAGCCUGAGCAGCAUCGCGGGCCUCAGCGGGGUGUCCCUGCGCCUCGCGCCCCUUGCCACUCCCCCUGGCUCUCCCAGGGCCACCCGCCGUGCUCCCCCAACCCUGCCCUCCAUCCUCUAGCGCUCCCCUCCCCCCCGUGGGGGGACUCGGGGGUGACAGGGAAGAAGGUCAAAGGAGCUGGGGGUGGGGGGUGGGGGAAAGGGUUUUUUAAAAAAUCAAAAAGUCAUUAAUAAUAUGCAACGGAGACGACGACGCCAGCAGACACCCCCGGGCCCCUCACCCCCACCUGGGCCCCCAGGAUGGAGGGGUAGGGUCCAAAGCCCUUCCCCCCAACUCUCUGCCCACCCCCAAAUAAAGCCUUCUCAGGUCUCCAUGAGCCAUAGGACACCCCCCUCCCAUCAAGUCGUGUAAAUAAGUCCAAAUUAUGCCAAUUACAUUUGGGGUACCUCCCCCCUACUCUGCAUGCCUCUCCCAAUCUGACGGCCCCCCCACUUCACCUCAGCAAUAAGCGCCAGGGGCUGCAUGCCACGCGACUGAGGGAAGGGGCACUCUGGGAAGGGGCGGGGACCUCAACGGGGUUAGGCUGGCCUUUAAGCCACAGGAGGGUCUCCUAGCCUCCUACUCUUCACCCCAGGAGGGCAACCCAUCACGCAUUGAUUUAAAAAAAUAAUAAUUAGCGGUAAUGCGGGGGAAGAAGGAACAGUCACCCAAGCCAAAAACCCGAGCCGAUCUCAGAUGGUAGGAGUGGUGGGGACUGCGGACAGGUGCUCCCUCAGCUUUUAGGAGGCUCCUUUAGGUGAAUUGCACCCUUUUACCCCUCCUCCCCCCCAUCUGCUCGCCUCUGUUCUUGCUGCAUGGACUCAGACCUCCCAUCCCAGAGCUCCUGGGAUGGUCUGACCCUAGCACACAAAAUUCCCCAACACCCACUCCAGAUUCCCAGGACAUGAGACCUGCACCCAGAAUUUCCGACACUGACCGUGGCACCCCGCUUCCCCCAAAUCUCCACAUGCUCCAGGGACUUAACCUCUGCACACUGAUGCCGCCUCUCAAGCCCCACCCCUACCCACUCCCUGGAGUAAAUCCCAACAUCUCUCAAUCCUCCAAGACUUGACCCAGCCCUGCAGCUCACUUUUAGCCUUUGGGAUGCUCCAAAUCCUUCCCAGACAUGGACACUUCCUGAAUACCCCCAAAUCCUCAGGCCUCAACUCCCCCAGAAUCCCCAAAUCUCUGACAUCAGACAUCCACCUCAGGUUCUCCUGCCGCUAGAAUUUCCAAGAUGGGCUCAACCUGUCUGUAAUUCCAGGGAACCAGACCUUCCCAGGGCACCCCCUUUCUUAUGCCCAACCCUGACCCCGCCAAGAGCCCCUUCCCUUAAAUGGUGCCCAAAAGGUACCCUCUUCAUGGACACCAGUGUUUCCCAGAGGGUCGUAUUGUGCCCCUGGUGAUGUGCUGAGAUUGUAGGCAGUACAAGGACACUAAUUUUUAAAGUUUUGUCUUUCACGGCUCUUCGCACCUAAGCCGGUAAGUCCAGAUACUGCUGCUUGGCCAGGACACCGUUUAUUUAGGUUAGAAGUGUCUCCAUUUAAAGUAGAGGCUGUGCCCGAAUAAAGGGACACUGGGAAACAAUGACCUAACCACCUGGGCUGGGACUUCAGCCCGCCUUUCCCCGGCGUUCCAAGCCCCGCCGCGCUUGCGGGUGGGAAAUCACUUUCAUAUCCCAUCCUGGCUCAAGGAUGCGCUACCUCCCCCAAGCCUGGAGACCGCACCGGUCCCAGAAUCCUUAGAGGACCCCCCCUUUUGGAGCUGGGGGUCCACAGAAUUAGUAACCGUCCUCCCUCUGCUCCCACAGCCUCAGGAACGCCCCCACCCCCACCCGAGGGUUGGGGGGGUGUCACCGAGCACGAUUCUUGAUGCAACGAUUCCUAUGCAAGGGGCAUUUUGAGUCCCCCCCCCAUCCUUCCCUCGGACCCUAAACCCUGGUGAAUCAGGGGUGAGGGGUGGGGUGGGUUCUGUGGGGGCGGGGUGGGGUGGGGCAAAGGGCUAGGGGAUCCAGGCACCAGGGUAUGGGGGUGGGGAUCGAUUAUAUUGCCAAAGGGUUUAACUUCUUUAAAAAAAUAAAAAAGCCCCUCUGAUUUCCCUGACCCUCACGGAAGCCGAAUGGUGCAGGGAAAGGGGGUGAGGAUCUUUUCCAAAGGGUACAGACCUCUUCCCAACGUCUCCCCCCUGCUCGCCAGUCUGCCACACGUACCCAGCUUUUUAGUUCAGCUUUUAAAAAUAACCACAAUCAUUAUAAGCCUCUACAAAACGUGAUUCUCAUCCCCCAAAUCAACACAAAGUGUGGGGAUUCGAGGAGGGAGAGAGAGGGAGCUCUAGGGACGACUUUCAGGUCCCGCUCCCCUCCCUCCACUCCCCCAGCCGCCCGGGUGCCCGCAACUACACGCAUGCGCUGCAUGACGCGCUCCCCACACGCAUGUAGUGCCCCCCUGCACUCCGGGACGCACGGACACGGGGCAGGGGGCAGGGCGAUUGGGGAGGAAUGAAUGGUGGGGGUCUUCCUGAGCUCAGCGGCUCCCCCUCCCCAACACACAUACACAGCAAUAAGUUUCUCUCACUCAAAUGUGGGCGGGGCGGGCCUGGCCUGUCGACGUGGGGGCGGGGGGAGUGACAAGGGGGCGCUCUCAGGGAUGGGGGCGGGUGUCCGGAGUCAGUGUGGGGAGGGGAGGUCUGCAAAUCGUCCAACUCUGGUGCUAACGGCGGGUCUUCUCAGCCCACCCCCAGGGCAGGGAGGGAGGGGUCGACACCGCCCCUCCCCCAAGCCUCCCCCACGCCCACCCUGGGUGCAUGAACUGCCCAAUGCAGAAGCUGCCGCAUGUCACCCCCUCUCCCCAAAGAAACAGUGUCAUGAUCCCUUCCCACCCACCCUCUCAUUCCCCACCAAAAUUAAAGUUUCCUUUUCAUUUA